This is a messenger RNA of Fundulus heteroclitus (mummichog), 1914 nucleotides long. RefSeq lists its product as uncharacterized. The record is from RefSeq and is a predicted model, not a curated record. The coding region runs from base 405 to 1517 and encodes 370 amino acids. The transcript is spliced from 3 exons. Lineage: Eukaryota; Metazoa; Chordata; Actinopteri; Cyprinodontiformes; Fundulidae.
AGAGGCACGUUGAUAAUAAAGGAACUGUAGUUUUCUUUUUACUACGCAUCCUCCGCUCGGUCACCAUUUUGGGAGUCAAAACAACCAUCAGGCAGCAGCGGCGGCCACCUCCACGUUCCUCCGUGGCCCCUUACUAUGGUUCACACAUGUGUGGCGGCAGGCUGUAAGAACCGGCGGACACCGGGCACCACACUGUCUUUCCGCCGUCUCCCGAGGGACCCAGACCGGAAGCGGCGCUGGAUAGCAGCGGCGAACCGAGCGGGCUGGGUACCGAACGACGGCAGCCGGUCGUGUAGUGGCCGCUUCACGUCAGCAUGGAAAAUCUCAAAAGAAAUCAUCCAAGACAUCAAGGAGAGGACCGUGGACCUCCAGAAGUCUGGUUCAUCCUUCGAUACAAUAUCUAGAUGCCUAAAGGUAAACAAGUGAAGAAUCCACGUUCGCCCCAUUAUGUGCCCUCUGUGUUCACCCCAGUUCCCUUCUUCCCAGACAUGAAGGAGCCAGGCGCCUUGGAGGUCCCCGACAAGCAGGAGGCGCGCGUGGAGGCCGCCAACGCCCUGCUGUUCCUCCAGGGCCAGGGCAGCUCCACCGUGGACGGGCCCAGCCGAGGGGAGCGUCCCGAAAAGGAGGAGCCGGAGGCCGCGGCAGAGAAGAGCGGGUCUUCGUCCUUCAGCACCGACGAAGACGACGGGCGUGACGAGGCCCCCGAGAGAGACCGGAAGAAAGGAAAGUUUGCUCAGAUGCCAGACAUAUCCAUCAACUUCGACGACAUCCUGAAAGCUUUAAAGAAGGAGAACCGGGCUCUGAGGGAGUCCGUGGAGAAAAUGUCUCUCUCCGAGAGCGCGUUCAGGAACGAUGCCGAAAAGGUCCGGUUCUACACCGGCUUGCCCAACUACUUCGUCUUGGAGACUGUCAUGUGGCUGCUGGCGCCGCACAUGGACGGCAUGAAAAACGUCAAGCUGUCCAAGUUCCAGCAGCUUCUGCUCACCCUCAUGCGCCUCCGGCUGGACCUCCGCAACCAGGACCUGGCCUACCGCUUCGGGGUGAAAGCCGGCACGGUGGCCAGAACGGUGCACCGGAUGGUCAACAUCAUGUCCUCCACGCUGGUGCCGACGGCGGUCUUCUGGCCCUCCAGGGCGGAGCUCCGUAAAGAACCUGCCGGCGGCCCUGCGAGCGUCCCACCCAGACUGCGCCGUCAUCGUGGACUGCUUCACCGUCCCCCUGGAGGAGCCCGUCUCGGCGGCGGCGGAGCAGGAAGAGCCGCGCUGCGAGGGCACGGGGCCGGCCUACAGCUCAUUAAAGUAUCUGAUCGGCGUGGCGCCGCAGGGCGUGGUCACCUUCGUGUCGCGGGGCGCGCCCGGGAGCGUCAGCGACAAGAGCCUGGCCGAGGGCUGCGGCUUCCUGUGCAAGCUGCUCCCCGGCGACGUCGUGCUGUCCUGCCGCGACCUGGACAUCGCGGAGUCUGUGGCGGCCCGCGGAGCUCUGCUCAGCAUAACGGGCGCCUGCAGGGCCGGAGGUAGGACGUCAGAGGGCCCGCCGGGGGGGCCCGGCGCCGCAGCCGACACCGUGACUGUGCAGAGGCACGUGGAGAGGGUGAUCGCCAUGGUGAAGCAGAGGUACACUAUGCUGACGGGCCCCGUGGAGAGCCCCUUCAGCACCGCCUGCGAGCGCACAUCCAACCUCUCAACCUUUGAUAAGAUCGUGCAAGUCGCCUGUGCCUUAAACAACCUGUGCAUCUCUGCCGCUCCACUAGAGUGACUUGGACAGGAAACAACCCUCCGUAAUGCUGCUCUCCUUCCUUUCACCCGCUUGGACUUCCUGUCGGGUUUAACCAAGUGUCCCCGCUAGAAAAAUCCCCCCGUAAGUCCCAGUUCAGUCACUCUUACUUAUAAAGGUCAUUCUGCUCUUCACAGCAAC